AUGUUAUAGAAGUGUGAUGGAAAUGAUGUCAUCACACACGAUUCUGUUGAUCCAACCGAUAGCGCGCAUAGAAUCACGUACGUGGUCCGACUAUGAAACAACUACCGAUUGUAUGGAAGGAAUAUGUAAAAUUUUUGAGGAACAUUUGAAGAAAUUAAACCCAAAUUCGGCAUCCAUCACUUACGAUGUGCAGAAUUUAUUUGAAUUCAUCGAUCGUUUAGCCGAUUUGUCAUGUUUGGUAUGGGAAAAUACAAUGAAAGCCUAUGCACCACAUAACAAAGAUUGGAUCAAGGAACAAAUUUAUACCUUAUUACGAAAACAAGCUGCUAAAUAAUUAAGUUGCUGGUAUCAUGUUGUAUAUCUAAAAACCUGCCCCCAAGUUUUUUGCACUUCAUCCACUUUCUGUUUCCUCCUGUUUGUUACUAAUUGUUUUUGAUUAAAAUAUAUGUUGUUGGGCGAUUAAAGAUUAAAGACA
This is a messenger RNA of Loa loa (African eye worm), 475 nucleotides long. Its product is annotated as rudimentary enhancer. The transcript has 2 exons. The coding region runs from base 17 to 334 and encodes 105 amino acids. The record is from RefSeq and is a predicted model, not a curated record. NCBI's taxonomy places the organism in Eukaryota, Metazoa, Nematoda, Chromadorea, Rhabditida, Onchocercidae.